Molecule: messenger RNA, 685 nt
Organism: Phodopus roborovskii (desert hamster)
Lineage: Eukaryota; Metazoa; Chordata; Mammalia; Rodentia; Cricetidae
Gene: Psors1c2
Product: psoriasis susceptibility 1 candidate 2
Exons: 2
Coding region: 115-519 (134 amino acids)
Source: RefSeq, a predicted model, not a curated record
CUCCCCACAGACUGGCCACCUCCUCUUGCUCCUCUACUAUAAAUUUAAAGCCUGUCGGGUUCUCUGGCACCUAGACUUAGAGCACCCCACCGUGGGGGCUGGUAAACAGCCAUAAUGCUCAACUGGAAGCUGCUGGGGCUCCUGGUCCUUUGCCUGUGUGCCGGAGGCAUCUCAGGCAGUGGAGACCCCUCUCCCAGACCCACAGAAGCCCAAGAAGAGGACGACUCCCCAGCAUUGCCUCUGGGCCCCCCAAUCCCUGGUGACCCGUGGCCAGGGGUACCUCCUAUCUUUGAUGAACCUCCACCUCCAGGCCCCAACCGUCCCUGGAGAGACCUGCCUAAUGCUGGGGUCUGGCCCCCAGAGCCCCCUAGCACUGAUCCCCCUCAUCCUCCUCUGCCGGAUGACCCCUGGCCAGCAGGAACACAGCCCCCAGAAAACCCCUGGCCACCUGCCCCUGAGAUGGACCAUGAACAGCAAGAGGAGCCUGACCUUGACCCACCCCAGGAAGAGUACAGAUAGGGAGGGGACCCAGGGAAUUUGAGCAUCCUCAGGGCACACUCAAGCCCACCUCUUUCCUCUGGUGGCCCCUCGGAAUCUCAGUUUUCCCCUCCUAAGUCUCUGAUUGGAUUGUGUUCAGGUGUCUAUUGUCCGCUUCCCUCUCCUUCACCUUGAGGUCUGUAUUCAG